Molecule: messenger RNA, 1090 nt
Organism: Camelina sativa (false flax)
Lineage: Eukaryota; Viridiplantae; Streptophyta; Magnoliopsida; Brassicales; Brassicaceae
Source: RefSeq, a predicted model, not a curated record
UGAAACCAAUGAGAAAAAGAGGGACUAUAUGACAAAUAAAAAGAAAUGAGGUUUCUGGAAGGAAAGAGUAGAGAGAGAGUUGCUUCUUCUUCUUGCGCAAUAAGCUGAAGCUGAAGGAUUAAAACGAGUUUCGCUCAGUCAGUUGUUGUUCUCAAGCUUUGGGCAAUGAAAGUAGCGGAGAAGAUUGUAUUCCUAUGGGAAGAUUCCGAUGGAUUCGCAGCAACCAUUGCUGAUGCUCUAAACCCUAGCCCUAGUUCCCCUCUUCGCAAACUAGAAGAACAGAUCCAGCUUCCUUUGGAUAAGUAUGGCGUCCGAGAUGAUGUCGGAACCGGCGGCAGUAUCGUUCACUUCGUCGACCAAAAUGGAGUUUAUCAGGUCUCGAUCUUUCUUCUUCGAAGCUAUGAGCCUCCUCUAUUAGUGUGUGCUAUGAAUGAACUGCUCGACUUAAUUUCGAGGGAAGCAUCAACUCUACCCACAAUUGUGGCUCCUUUUCUUGUGGCGGCAUCUAAGCUUAAGUUUAAUAACAGAUCCCUUGAAGCGAAUAACAGCAAAGCUAGUCUUCAUUACGUUCAAGUUGGUACAGAAACAGAUACCAGUAGGUUAUUUGCUUCUCGCAUCGAGAAACCACCACCACUGAUGCAGAUCCAUUAUGAACCUUUGUCAUGCUUGCUUCAUCUAGCUCGUGUCAAACGCUUGCCUACCUCUAUUCUCAUAGGACAGAGAAGUAGUAGCCUAUAUCGCAAAGCUCUAGAUGAAGAGCUUCAGGUGAUUCAUGAAACAGGGGAGCUUGUGGCAAGUUGGACAGGACUGUCUUUCUCAAGAGACAGAAUCAAGUGGAGCGCAUCAAAGACAUCUAAAGAAGAGGAAAGUCCAUGGCGUGCUCUUUACGGUUAAUCUUAUCAGGUCCGGUCAGGUCUUUUUCAUGGCCUAACACACUGGCUACAGUCUUUGCUUGGGCCUGCACUAAAUUUCCCUAUUGGACCUCGUUUGUUUAAAUAAUACUCUUAUUCUCAGCUUAAUGAAGUCCAUGUCACUCACUAUUGCUUUUUUCUAAGAUAUUUAUGAAAAGAAACCAGCUGUUUCAAACAAA